This is a messenger RNA of Mastomys coucha (southern multimammate mouse), 1912 nucleotides long. RefSeq names its product solute carrier family 10 member 4 (gene Slc10a4). The transcript is spliced from 3 exons. Gene Ontology annotation, biological process: bile acid and bile salt transport. The record is from RefSeq and is a predicted model, not a curated record. Bases 230 to 1543 code for a protein of 437 amino acids. Gene Ontology annotation, cellular component: membrane. Gene Ontology annotation, molecular function: bile acid:sodium symporter activity. NCBI's taxonomy places the organism in Eukaryota, Metazoa, Chordata, Mammalia, Rodentia, Muridae.
CAGAACCACUUAGCUGUGAUUAAAAGGAGGGGACGGAGUGGCAGGGCGGAGCCUGCGGUGCGGGCGGGCGGCGACAGGGCUGCGCGGCUCUCAGCGCCAGCUGCGGGGCAGCAUGCACACCGGAGCGACGACCGGCCCGCCGCACCGACGCCGCGGGGACGCUUGACCAGACAGACAGGUAGAAGGGACCACAGGACCAAGGGAGGAGGUGCGCCUCGGCGACAGCACCAUGGACGGCCUGGACAACUCCACCCUGCUCCUUGCCCGGUCCUCGCUGCUGCCUGACAACCUCACCCUGUCGCCCAACGCCAGCAGCCCGAGCGCCAGCACCCUCUCGCCUCUCGCUGUCACCUCCAGUCCCGGUCCCGGGCUCAGCCUCUCUCCGAGUCCGAGCAUCGGCUUCAGCCCAGAGUCUACCCCGACUCCAGAGCCCACAAGCAGCAGCCUCGGGGGUGGCGUGGCAGGCCAGGGCUCCUCGGCCUUUCCCCGGCCCUGGAUCCCCCACGAACCCCCAUUCUGGGACACGCCGCUCAACCACGGGCUGAACGUGUUUGUGGGCGCCGCCUUGUGCAUCACCAUGCUGGGCCUGGGCUGUACCGUGGACGUGAACCACUUCGGGGCACACGUCCGGCGGCCCGUGGGCGCUCUGCUGGCUGCGCUCUGCCAGUUCGGCUUCUUGCCGCUGUUAGCCUUCUUGCUGGCCCUCGCCUUCAAGCUGGAUGAGGUGGCCGCGGUGGCCGUACUCCUGUGUGGCUGCUGUCCGGGUGGAAAUCUCUCCAAUCUCAUGUCCCUGCUGGUGGACGGCGACAUGAACCUCAGCAUCAUCAUGACCAUUUCCUCCACACUCCUGGCCCUAGUGUUGAUGCCCCUCUGCCUCUGGAUCUACAGCAGGGCUUGGAUCAAUACCCCUCUGGUGCAAUUACUCCCCCUAGGGGCAGUCACCCUAACUCUCUGCAGCACUCUCAUCCCAAUUGGACUGGGCGUCUUCAUUCGCUACAAAUACAACCGAGUGGCUGACUACAUCGUGAAGGUUUCCCUGUGGUCUCUGCUUGUGACUCUCGUGGUUCUUUUCAUAAUGACUGGCACCAUGUUGGGACCUGAACUGCUGGCAAGCAUUCCUGCAACUGUUUAUGUAGUCGCUAUCUUUAUGCCUUUGGCAGGCUAUGCCUCGGGUUAUGGCUUAGCUAGUCUCUUCCAUCUUCCGCCCAACUGCAAGAGGACUGUGUGUCUGGAAACAGGAAGUCAGAAUGUGCAGCUCUGUACCGCGAUUCUCAAACUGGCCUUCCCGCCGCGCUUCAUAGGCAGCAUGUACAUGUUUCCUUUGCUUUAUGCCCUUUUCCAGUCUGCAGAAGCAGGGGUCUUUGUUUUAAUCUACAAAAUGUACGGAAGUGAGAUAUUGCACAAGCGAGAAGCCCUAGAUGAAGAUGAAGACACAGAUAUUUCUUAUAAGAAACUGAAAGAAGAGGAAAUGGCAGACACCUCCUACGGCACCGUGGGGACAGAUGACUUAGUGAUGAUGGAGACCACCCAGACCUCCCUCUGAACAAGGAGAUACACAGGGGCCUCCGUUUGGCUGAAACAUCACUUCCUAUUUGUGACCGUUGGUAGCGCAUAUGGUUCACAUCCGGGAUAGAGAUGGGUUGACAGUUCUCGUAACAGAUUUGAUCUUCCCACUGUAAUGUUGUAUCUCAGUAUUAACCAUGUGUUUUUCUAACUCAACAGUCAGUGUCUCAAUAUUGCUUACACCUGGAUCAGCGAACGUGCCGCUUUCUCUGCUUAAGUAGUGUGCUGUGUGGUUUUGGUUUUUUGGCUUUUUUGGUUUGCCAUUUCCACCAGCAUCCGUUACAUAUAGAAAAUGGGGAUGGCAAUGUGGAUGUCUGGUGCAUACGCGAGUAAAAUUGUAAAACAGAAA